AUGCCGAUUGUCGACGGCGAACCAUCACCGGACGUGGUAGAGGGUAUAAGGCUGGCAAUGGAGGCGUUGUUCGGAGAAAGUUUUGUUUCUGGUGGCGAGGAAGAGGAUACGGCGAUGCAAAGCGACGGCGGAUCAGAUGUCGUCGGAGAACCAACCGUGGACGAAGGCGGCGCUUGUGACAAUUCUGACGAAGGUGACGAUUUCCAUGUCCAUGUUGAGUGUGUGGAUUGGAUUGGUACUGUUACUGGUUCUAUUAGUACUUGUAUUACGUGGGUGCAUGAUGGUGGCGUGGUUUCCUAUCAGUUGCUAUGGUAG
Messenger RNA from Linum trigynum, 315 nucleotides. NCBI's taxonomy places the organism in Eukaryota, Viridiplantae, Streptophyta, Magnoliopsida, Malpighiales, Linaceae. The record is from the annotation of a GenBank genome assembly.